AUGAUUCAUAAUACAAAAGGCGAGGUUAUGAAUUCUUUAGGAUCAAGAUCUUAUUGUCUAUUCAAAUUACUUAUCAUACAAAAACUUGCACCUAUUAUCCAAAGUCUGAUAAUAAGAAGGAAUUACAGAAAGAAAAGUCGUAAAAAUGCAAAAUCUAGAUCUUAUGCAAAACAUUCUUCUGCAAAUCAUUCACCUUUUGACAAACAUUUCGCUCAUGAAACACCAGUGACUAAACCUGGUGGAACAUUGCAUAUUGUGGGUUCAGAUCCCACACUAUAUAAUGUAAUUGCAGCUGCAUUGGAGUCUUCAGCAGACAAUAGCAAGAAUUUAUCUUUUGAAGGAGAUCAUCAACAUGUUGACGAAGUGAGUGAUAUCAAGGAUCUUGGUUCUAGUAAACAUAAACUUCAUCUCAGGAGAACCGAAAGUACUUCUGUCUUGGGAACCCAUUCACAUAAAGGAGGGCUCAAUGUGUCCGAGUGCAACUCCCCUGAUUUUAAGAAACGUGAAGGUUUUUGGGGAAAGAUUGGUUCUGAAAUGGGAGUCCCUUCACAUAAAGGCGGGGUCAAUGUGUCAGAGUGCAACUCCCCUGAUUUUAAAAAGCGUGAAGGGUUGCGGGGAAAGACUGGUUCUGACAUGGUUAUUAGGAAAGAGGGACAAGGUGUUCCAAAGCUUCAGUGUCGGGUGAUGGGAGCCUAUUUUGAGAAACUCGGAGCCACUUCUUUUGUUGUAUAUUCAAUCGCAGUGACCGACGGGCAAGAAAAAACAUGGUUUGUAAAACGAAGAUACAUGAACUUUGAGCGAUUGCAUCAACAUUCCAAAGAAAGUCCAAGCCCAGUCCUGUUUCGAUGUUUUCAAGUCUGCAAGUAA
This is a messenger RNA of Vicia faba (fava bean), 867 nucleotides long. Lineage: Eukaryota; Viridiplantae; Streptophyta; Magnoliopsida; Fabales; Fabaceae. The record is from the annotation of a GenBank genome assembly.